This is a messenger RNA of Parnassius apollo (apollo), 684 nucleotides long. NCBI's taxonomy places the organism in Eukaryota, Metazoa, Arthropoda, Insecta, Lepidoptera, Papilionidae. The record is from the annotation of a GenBank genome assembly.
AUGGAUUUAAGGACUAUAAAAGAGGAGUUAAGUUCCUUAAAAGAUAUCAAAAGCGGGCUCGAAUUUUUAAGCGCGGAAUAUGAUAGAAUGAAAAAAGAAUUGAAAACGUCAGAAGAGCACAUAAAGUCGCUUUCCGCUAAAAACAGCAACUUACAUACAAAAGUGAACGAAUUAUCAAAUAGACUUGUUUUACUUGAGCAACACUCGCGUGAGACGAACAUUGAAGUGAAUGGUGUUCCGGAAAGUAAGACUGAGAACUUAAUUAAUGUUGCCAAACAAAUAUGCAAUACUGUAUCUAUUCCUACCGAUCUCAUCGAAACAGCUACCUGUACCAGAGUUAGGAAGAUGAAUGACUCAAAUAAGAGGCCCCGCGCAAUUAUUAUAAAACUUCCUUCUGUAAAAACUCGUGAUGAGAUACUAGCAGCGGUAACACAAUUCAAUAAAAAGAACGCAUCCAAUAAACUAAACACAGGACAUUUGGGAUACAUAGAAAGCAAGUCGCCUAUUUUCGUCUCCGAACAUCUAGCGCCGUAUUUUAAAGCUCUACACGCGCGGACUCGUCAAGUUGCUCGAGAAAAGCAAUACGAUUUCGUCUGGAUCCGUAACGGCCGUAUUUUUGUUAGAAAAAAUGACCAGUCCCUUGCAAAACAAAUAAAGUGUUACGAUAACCUAAACACACUAUAA